This is a messenger RNA of Salvia miltiorrhiza (redroot sage), 1091 nucleotides long. Its product is annotated as myosin-3-like. The record is from RefSeq and is a predicted model, not a curated record. The coding region runs from base 1 to 951 and encodes 316 amino acids. Lineage: Eukaryota; Viridiplantae; Streptophyta; Magnoliopsida; Lamiales; Lamiaceae. Gene Ontology annotation, molecular function: protein binding. The transcript has 6 exons.
AUGGUGACUCGCAGCUCGCUGGAGCUGAUGCUCGAUAAAUUGCAGCAGCUGGAGGAACAGCCGGCCGACAUUCCCCCGCCGCUCCCCGUUAGGCCCGUCUCCAGGGCCCGCCCAGCCCGCCUGCCGCGGCCGCUGCAACCAAGUGUUAAUCGCUCUCUGGAAAAGACUCGAGAAUGUGAAGAAAGAGGAAUACGCAAGAUCCAGAAAUGGUAUCGCGGCCACCAAGUUCGUUGCUGCUAUAGGGAGUUGACAAGGGGAGUCGUCGCCCUGCAAUCGUUUAUCCGAGGCCAAAAUGCAAGAAGGGGAUACCAACAAAGAUGCAGACUUCUUACUGCUAUUAUCAUAAUACAGAAACAAGGCAGAAAGUAUCUUGAGCAUCAAGCCGCAGCACUCGCACACUUGCAAUCUGGCGAUGGAAUGCAUCCCGAUCAAAUCAAACGGCGGCGAGCGGGGGAGAACACCAAGGAUCAAAAAGGAGUUCCGUAUACAUCUCUGGUUGAUCUGCAAAAGCGAGUGGUGCGAGCAGAGGCGAAGCUCAGGGCGAAGAAAGAGGAAAACGCGGCGUUGAAGACAAAACUGUUGGAAAUGGAGAAGAAAUGGCAGCAGCGCGAGGAGAGGAUGACAUCCAUGGAAAAGGAAUGGCAGGAUCAGUUAACACAUAUACAAGAAUGCCUAGCUGCAGCUAAGAAGAAUCGCACUCCUCAAAUCAGAUUUUCCAAUCGAUUCCAAAAUCCGGAUAAUAUUCCGACGAAUUCCAAUAAUAGUGAUGCAGAUGAAGACGACGGAGUUUGCAUAAAACUCGGGCCUCAAGAGGGGCUUCGGAAACUGAGGCUCAGAUUUAAGGAAUGGAAGAAAGAUUACAAGAAUAAGCUAAGGGAUGCACAAUCAACCUUGAAGAAGCUCGGAAAUACACACUCUCACAAGAAUUGGUGGGGAAGAUUAUCCAACUAAUUAACACAAUCACCAUUUAAUUAUUCCAACACUUUUUUUCUAUGCUUUUGUGCAUCACUACAUGCUUGCAAAACUGUAACUACGUCAUUUUAUCCAACAAAAUAUUAUUUUAAAUACAAGAUAUCGUAUAGUUUCAUCAA